GACCUGCAGGUUUAGCAGUGGCUCUCAUUGGUCCACUCGAACUCGAUACGAGACACGGUCGGUGUCCGAUCCACACCCCGCCCAGGCUGAUAGACGAUCACUCGAUCAGUACCACCGUGGUAACCAUGGCCAACCAUGAGGACUACCCGAUGUCUCGAGAUGUAGACACACUGCAGGCCGAAAUCCGAGAGUUACAUAGUCAGCUGGCCGACGCGGAAGCGAUACGCAAUGAGCGAAACCUGCUCAAGAAGGCUGCGGAAGAAUUGCGGGAACACAUCGAGGCGGCAUUGAGCCAGAUGAGCAAAUGCCAGGCCAAUGAGAAAGCAUCACAGAACACGGCAAGCCGACUCGAGGCGCAUCUGGAGGAAGCCAAUGCACAAAAGCUGGAUGUACUCGAGCACAAUCACGAGUUGCAGAUAGCGUUGAGGGAGAGGGAUCGGAAACUUAAGGAACUGCACGCCGAAAACCGGACUCUGAAGAAGACUCAGGAGGGCGAUGGCGUAGGACUAAAGAAGGUGGAUAGUCUGCAGCAGGUCUCCGAGGCCGUCCACUCGAGGCUUCAGGACGAAUUUCGCGUGGCCUCCACAAGAGUCAAGGACCUCGAAAGGAGAUUAGCAGACGCGGAGACCAAAGCGAAGGUACUUCAAACGGAAAAGGACCAGGUCACCGCUCUACUUCACAAUGAGAUUCGCCGCCAAACGUUCCAAACGAAUCAAGAAUAUCCCGUAUCCUCCCCUCUCGGCGCCAAAACCGAUCUCGCCGCUUCGAUCGCCGAAGUGCAAGCGCGUGUGCAGGACAUGAUUACCAGCACGGAAAGUGGCACGACUUACAACGCGCCCUACCAAACCGAAACCGAUCCGAUGAAACGGAUUGCUCAACUAGAGAAGGAAAUCGACUAUCAUCUCAAGGACAUCGUCCUGUACAAGCUCGAUGUGAAAGGCUACCGGAAGGACCUCCGGCGGGCGAAUUCGAAGAUUCAGAAGCUCAAGCAACAUCUUGGUUCGGGGCCGGCGAUGUCGCAGCAACCGAGCAUCACCUCCAUCAACAGCACGUCGACGACGACUACUACCGCUAGCAGCGCUUCUUCGCCGAGCACCACUAGCAAGGCCGCCGCCAUGGGCCUGGGCCUCAGUAUCGCGACCUCAAGUCAUAUUCCCACCGUCCUUCCUCGCAGCGACGAUGGCCACGCCUUCACCGGCACCUCGUUCCCCGACCCGGGUCCUUCGUCCCACCCCCGACCAUAUCCACACCACCCAACCUCGCAUCCUGCCUCCAUCCAUCGAAUCCCCUUCGUCCCAACCACCCACGACCCUCCCCCCGCCGCGGCUCACAAUACGAAGCGUACCUUCCGCCCCGUGACGCCUCCCCCGGCGAGUUCCUUCCAAGCCUUCGCCUCACGGAGCCCGCUCCCUAGCCCCGGCGGCCGGUCGGCGAGCCGGGGGCCGCAUCCAUGCAACGGCGGAGAUGGGGGACGGCCGCAUGCGAGCAGUGUGGGGGAGGGGAGGAGGGAGGCGGAGGCACGAGGCCCGGAGACGAAGCUGGUGAGGCCGAGGAGGAGUAUGAGCGAGUCGACGAUGAAAGGGGUUGAUGGGACGAUGGCCAGCGGAUCCGCCGGAUCGACUCCAGGCGGUCAGGGAGGGCCAAGUGUGUGGGAGACGGUGAUGGGGUUACGGGGAAGAGGAAGGUGAUGAUUGAUAUGACUGAGUGGAGAUGCCAAGGUACGAUCGAGAAACUUGAAAAGGAGAUGUGGGUUGCAGGCAGGGGGACAAAGCUUGACUUCUUGGGUCUGUUUAGCGCGAAGUACUGGUCGGUAACUUGUAAUAUUAUGUCUUGAGAUACCCCUGAUAAAAAUAAGUAUAGCAAUUCACAAACACCAGUGCGAAUGACAUGGUACGACCUUCGUGUACGAUACCACAGAGUACCUAGCCGAAAUACCAUUGACCUAAUUCCCGGAACCCCUGGAUAUCGGGACUCGAAAACCGGGAAAGCCUUCGGGCUUAUCGGGUACCAUCCGUCGAAGCCGCCUUGGCUCCUUGGCUUCCUUGGCAACCGGGAUAAUAACGUGAACACUUUGGCCCGAGUGGCGCCGCCUCCCGCUUGAUAGUCAGCCCUUAAAGCUUAAUCACCCUUGGCACACCACUUCGGGUAG
This is a messenger RNA of Eremomyces bilateralis CBS 781.70, 2149 nucleotides long. RefSeq lists its product as uncharacterized. The record is from RefSeq and is a predicted model, not a curated record. Bases 126 to 1688 code for a protein of 520 amino acids. Lineage: Eukaryota; Fungi; Ascomycota; Dothideomycetes; Eremomycetales; Eremomycetaceae. The transcript has a single exon.